Equus caballus (horse) is the source of this 4695-nucleotide messenger RNA. It is a transcript of the gene SPIDR, whose product is annotated as scaffold protein involved in DNA repair. Gene Ontology annotation, biological process: double-strand break repair via homologous recombination; regulation of establishment of protein localization to chromosome. Lineage: Eukaryota; Metazoa; Chordata; Mammalia; Perissodactyla; Equidae. Gene Ontology annotation, cellular component: nuclear chromosome; nucleoplasm. The record is from RefSeq and is a predicted model, not a curated record.
CUUGUUCUUGGGAUUGCCAGAUCACAAACAUUGCUUUGGUGCUAUUUGCAUUUAUGGUAGCAUAAGACUCUGACUCAACCAAUAUUUAUUUAGUGUUUAUGGUGAGCAUUCACAUGUUUCACACCUCGCUUAAAUGCUGUUGUGCUUUUUAAUAUUGAAAAUAAGUGAUGAGUGAUGCUGAUGAAACUGUAAAAAAAAAAUGUACAACUGAUAAAUCUAUUAAAUGACCAUAGUUACAUAAAAGGAGAUAUCUAAAGUAGUAGUGCUGUGACGUCAAGUAGGUUCAUAACUUCUCUGACUUCCCCCCAAGUGGGGAUAGUAAUAUCUACUAUUAUAGCUUGUCAUCAAGUUCAAGUGGGGCAACAUAAUGAUGAAAGUGCUUUGUGAAUGGUAGAAUACUAUAUGAAUUUGUCAUGACAAAAAAUCAUUUCAUUAAUGAUUCAGUUUAGUGUUUACUCAGUACCUUCCAUCUGUCUUAGCAUUAGUAAGUAGGAGACAAGAUGAGUGUACAUUGAUCCUGGUUUGUGGAUCUGUGACAUACUAUGGCUCCCAGGAAGGAUCUAGGUGGGGAUGGCAAACCCUUGUGUUCAGUUAGGAAGUCCACCGUCCCAGAAGAGAUUACAAGCUUGGGCUGGAUAAAGCUAUGUUAGGCAUAUAGAAAUCAAAGCCAAAUAUUCAGAUGUGAGUGCUACAUAGAGUAGUAGUUCUCCCAAGGUAGUCCUUCAACCAGCAACAGGAGCACCACCUGGGAACUUGUUAGAAACGCAGAUUCUUCGGCCUACCACAGACCUCAGAAUCAAAACCUGGGAGUGGGGCCCAGCCAUCCUUGUUUUAAUAAGCUUUACAGAUGAUUCUGUGGUUUGUGAGUUGCUGAGAUGACGAGCCAUGCUGAGGAGCAGGAAAGUUGAUAGGAGAGUUGCCUUGGAGAUAGCACAUUAUUGGGGAGGUUAGGACUCAGGGCCUGUGGGCACAGGCAAGGGCAGGAACACUAGCCUGAGGCCAGAUUUUAUUUAAUUGUCUCACUGUGGUCUGAGAGAGCUGGCCCUUAGUGAUGAAUGUGAGGAAUAAAGGGACCCUCAUUCAUCAGGGACACAACAUGUGCUCCUGGACUGCCCUUUCUCCCAUCAUGCUCUUUGACUGCACUUCUCUACAUGUCGACCAUAUCAGAUUUCUACUAUUUCUAGAGUAUAUGUUGUGUUUUCCUCUUUAUUUUUUCAACAUGAAAUAAAUUAGGAACACAAAAAUGUAAAGAGGAAAAAUAAUGAACGCUCAUGAAUCUACACAGCCUGAGAAAUAAAAUGUAACAGGGAGAAUUCAGGCCCUUUCCACCCAUCAUUACUCGUGUUCUUUUUUUGUAGUUGGGAUCACCUCAUAAAGAUCAAAUCUGUACUUACCAAAUCCUGUCCCAUCUUGAAGUGGUCCACCCACGUGUCCUCUUCUCUACCUAGUGAGCUGAUAGAGCAGUGAGUUUUUCAGGGUCAUGUUACAGUAAGCUGAGUCUCAUAGGCUAAUUCAGGAAGCAAAAGUAUCUCUGAAGGAAUUAAAAUGCAUAGAAAUUACGGCUGUUUUUAAAAUUUAUUUAGGCAGAAGACUAUUUCAAACUCUUUAAUUUCUUGGUUUCCCUUCUUUCCUUGUCCCCUGUCCCAGCCUCAGGCAGUGAUUUCUCAAGAAGGAAGCUUGUUGGAUGGCUACUUUCCAUGCUUACGUUUGGAAGCCUAAUAGACAGUUACUCAUGUUAUUGAAAUUAUACUUUAAGAAAACACUUAUUCUCAUUUUGCUAUUCAGAAGAACAGAAACAUGCUCUAUGCAGUUCCGUGUUGGGGCCACAGAGCUCCAUUUAGUCAGGAGAGUUUGGUGGCCUACUGACUACGUGCUGUCUAGGUGGUUUUCUAUUCUCUCUCUCUUUCUCUCUCUCUCUCUCUCUGUCUCUUUCUUUUUCUCUCUCUUUCAGUAGAUAAAAGAAAAUCACCCUCUUCCGGCAAAGUUCUUGCAAGCUCUUUUGGAGACAUAAAGGAAUGUGUCUGAUGUGCCUUUACAGAAUCUACUGCAUUCAUUCGAAGGCAAGUUCUACAGAUAUUUUGGAGUAUUCGUCAGAUAGUGAAAAAGAAGAUGACUUAGAGAAUGUCUUGGUCAUUGAUUCAGAAUCCUCUCGUGAAUACCACAUGGAUUUUGGAUCAGAUGGAAGACAGGUUAUGGAGAGACUGAAAAACCCAAGGGUGAAAUCUACAGAGACCAUUUUGUAUACACCCCAGAAACAGACAAAGUUCCCUAGGACUCCAGAAAAGUCAGCAAAGAAGAAAAAGCUUUUAAGAGGCGGGCUAGCAGAAAGACUAAAUGGACUGCAGAAUCGAGAGAGAUCUGCCAUUUCUUUGUGGAGACAUCAGUGUGUUUCUUACCAAAAGACACUUUCAGGUAGAAAAUCUGAUAUAUUAAUUGUGAAAAUUCUAGAGCUACAUGAGGAAUGCUCCAUCCAAAUUGCCAUAUGUGAGCAGUUAGUGGAGCUGCAGGCUGACAGCCCUUCUCAAGGUGAGGCCCCUGGGACUAGCCUGAAGGUUCUCUUCACCAAGGAGACUGCACACUACCUCAGGGGACAUCCCCAAGACAUCGUCCAUAUCUACCCUCCCUGGCAAAAGCUUAUUAUGCCAAAUGGAAGUUUCCCUGUUAUUCUGAAUACUUAUUUUUGUCAGAAAGUUGUUGCCAAAGAAGAUUCAAAAACAACACAUGAAAUGCACUGUUGGGACGUACCCCUUCCAAGAAGAAACAUCACUUUAGCCCAGAUGUUUAGAUUUAAGAGUCCAACAAAUAAUUCACCUGAAAACCAGGUUAGGUGUAGUGGUCUCACCGCCAUGGGGACACACUGGACCCACGGGCACAAAGAAGCAAAACAGCACUACCCAGCUCAGGCUCCCCUGAGGGAUUCUCUCCUGGAUGCAGUAGAAAACCAAGGAGCCACCACAUUGUCAGGAGGCGGAGUCCGAGUGGUGGUGCAGAGAGUGUACUCUCUUCCCUGCAGGUGUCAGCAGGGAGGUGGCUCAGCUGCUUCCCCAGGCUCAGACCCACCUAAAGUUCGAGUCUGCCUUCUUGUACAGGAUGCCUAUGGAAUGUUUGGUGAAGUAUACUCAGAGGGCACCAUCUUGAAGAAUAGACAAUUGGAAGGGAAGUCCUGCAGACUGGCAGGAAUGAAGGUUCUACAAAAGGCCACCAGAGGAAGGACAGCAGGACUUUUCAGUUUGAUUGACAUCAUGUGGCCUCCAGUGAUAUCUCUGAAAGCAGCUGGCUACACCCAGGCCUGUGAAGAGCAGGUAAAAGCUCAUCUCCCUCCUCCUAGCUUCUGUUACGUCCUCACUGCUCAUCCAAAUCUGGGACAAAUUGAUAUAAUUGAAGAAGACCCCAUUUCUAAGCUUUACCGGCCUCCAAUUCCUCACUGCUUAAGAGAAAUUCUCCAGACUGAUGAUCUCAGUACCUGUUGCAGUUUCUAUGCCAGAGUGAUUUAUCAAAGACCACAGCAAAGGGAGAUUUGUCUGGUGGUGACUGAUGUCACCCUGCAAAUGCAAGAUGAGAAUAACUCUGGCCUCCCCAAAACCGUCCCAGUCUGUGUGGCCUCCUCAUGUGUACUGGACCCAGAAGUCCUGGAAGCGCUCAGUGAGGCUGCCCCCCACACCUUCCUCUUCAAGGAUGCUCUCCGAGACCAGGGUCAGAUUGUUUGUGUUGAACGAACUGUCCUCAUGCUUCAAAAGCCACUUUUGGGUGUGGCCUCUGAUGCUUGCUCCUGUGAGCUGACUGGCCCUGUGAAGCUCGAUGAACUGGAUUCUGUUACUCAGGUCAACUCCAUUUGCAGCGUUCAAGGCGCUGUGGUUGGUGUGGACGAGAGCACUGCCUUCUCGUGGCCUACGUGUGACCUGUGUGGCAACGAGAGAUUAAAACAGAGCCCAGAAGACAGAGGCGCCUUUUCCUGUGGGGACUGCUCCCGUGUGGUCACCUCUCCUCUUCUCAGAAGACACCUGCAGGUCUUCCUGGACUGCCCCUCGCGACCCCAGUGCACAGUGAGGGUCAAGCUGCUGCAGAGCAGUAUUGCUUCACUCCUGAGGUUUGCCGCCUGCGAUGAUGGGACUUAUGAAGUGAAGAGUGUCCUCGGAAAGGAGGUGGGGUUGUUAAACUGUUUCGUCCAGUCCAUAACCACCCAUCCGACCAGCUGCAUUGGAUUGGAGGAGAUUGAGCUCCUGAGUGCAGGAAGAGCCUCUUCAGAACACCGUCAGUUGCCAUAGGAUCUGUGAACUUUGCAAUGUGGCUGCAGGGGGGGUGGUGGUGGUUUUUGGUAGUUAUUUGUUAACUAUGGGCAGAGUGAACGUAUUUUAUGAUCUUGAAAUGGAACUUAGAUUUUUCUAGGGCAAAUGUUAAGUAAAAUGGUUUUGUGAACUAUAAAUCAAAAUACUUUUCUCUAUGGUUAUAUAUUUUUUAUUAUCUUUCUGCAAAUUUAGGAACAUGUUAUUAAAGCUUAAAUAAGCUUGAGGUCUUUACUUUGUAUUAUAGCAGAAAAAAGUAUUUUGUUCAAUUGUAAUUUUUCAGUGUUUAAAAUUUUACCAUGAUUCAACACGUUUUUCUUGUAUUUAACAUUCCUCCAAAGAAUACCCUGCAAAGCUUAAACCUUUGUCCUACAUUGUGAUAUUUCUCUACAAUAAAUGUCCAAACUAAGCA